CAGAGGGCCACCAACAUGAAAGAGAGACACAAGUCAACCAACAAGAGAUAGGGACUCUAGGGCAUCAACAAGAAAGAGGAACACAAAUCCACCAGCACAGGGAGACACAACAAGAAAGAGGGACUCUAGGACACCAACAAGAAGGAGAGAUGCAGAUUAAUCAGCAAGAAGGACAGACACAAGGACACGAACAAGAAAGAGGGACUAUAGGACACCAACAAGGAGGAGACAUACAUUUCCACCAACAAGAAGGAGAGACACAGGUCCACCAACAAGAAAGAGGGACUCCAGGACUCCAACAAGGAGAGACACAAGGACACCAACCAGUCGAAGGAGAGUUCAAAGGAUUAGAACAAUCUGAGCAUCCACAAAACUGUGUAUCUCCAUCAAGUUGUUCCUCAGAUGAGGAAGAGCAGUACACACGCCCAAGAAGGUUCAUCUACCCUAACCUAUCUAAAUCAUCAAGUGAACUCCAAAAUCAUUUUGACAGUGAUGAAUCUGACCUUGAUCCAACAUAUCGACCAGAGGAGGGUAGCAACGAGGAAUACAGCAGUGAUGAUGAGGCAACUCUUGAGAUUCAUCCAAGAAAUGUUCAAGUGCGCAAGAGACCAUCUUCUGUUAUAUCUACACCAGAUGAAAAACCUACAAAGAUUUAUAAACAGUGCCUUCCAGGAUCAUUUUCAGGGCCAGAAUUGCCACAUCAGAAAACCAAUGAUAAUAUGGAAACGACACACAAACACGAGGACAAGAAAACAAGGUACAAGAAGCCAUCAAGGCCAUGCCCUUUCUGCAACAAAGCUUGUGGUGAAAAGCUCUCGAGACACAUUUGUUUGGUACAUAAGGAUAAGGAGCAGGUGAAAUCUGCCAUGCAGCUGCCAAAGCGGGAGAGAGACAAGGUGUUCUCAAAGUUCAGGAAGGAAGGCAUAUACCAAGUAAAUAGAGAACGUAUGAAAGAUGACAACCCUAUUUAUGAAAGAGAAAAGUUACCAAAAUCAGGGAAUGAUGACAACCUUAAAAUGUGCAGUAACUGCAAGGGCUUUUACAGCUCACAUUUCUUCUGGCAUCACAGGAAAGUUUGCCAAGGUGAUAUAUGCACUCCAUCUGAAGGAGUACCAGUAAACCUCAUGGAAGGGAAAGAUCCAGUGUAUCAAAAACACCCAGACUUUGUCACUGACAUACUUAGUAGAUUCCAGAAUGAUGACGUUGGGAAUACGUGUAGAACGGACAAAGUGAUAGUUAAUGUUGGACAUCGACUGUGGACUAAACACAGAUCCAAAAAAGACAAGAAACUUGAAGUAAGAAAAUCAGUUAUGGCUGAUAUGAGAAGACUUGCCACCUUAUACACUGAGUUUAAGAAGAAACACGAGGUUCAUGGGACUGCAGAUCUCACAAUGGGACAUGCUGGAGACAUGUUCAGUAGAGAGCACUUCGAAUCUUUGACAGAGGCAAUCCAGACGCUCACUUAUGAUGAAACUGAAGGCAAACUAAAGCCAGGACUGAAACUCUGCUUGUACUUUGUGCUGAAAAAAGCUAGCAAAAUCACUAAAGCUAGUUUUCUUGUAUCCAGGCUAGAUGAAGAUGCAUCUGAGAUUGACAAGUUCGUAGAGAUUCUUGACUUGAACCAGAAUUUGAUUUUUGGGGAUGCACACUACGAAAUCCAAAAGAAUCGCCAAGUGCGUUUGAGGAAGCCUGCAGAGCUCCCGCUUGAGGCUGACAUUGAAGCAUUGAAGACAUACACUCAAAAGAAAGUCACAGAAAUCAUCUCUGAUGAGUUCCUGGUUUGGGAUUCUCACACAUUUGUAGAGUUACGAGAUCUGACUUGCUCGCGAUUGACAUUGUGGAAUGCAAGGCGUGGUGGAGAACCCAGCAGGCUUACAACCGAAGAAUGGAGAGAUGCAGAAGAGGGUGUAUGGAUGCAGAAAGACAAGAUUCAUGAAGUUAAAAAUCCAGCCCAUCAGGAACUUUUAUCUCAGCUCAAGAUAUGCUACCAGACUGGGAAGGGCACUAAUCGCUUGGUUCCAGUCCUGUUCCCAAGAGACACUGUGAAACCUGUGCAACUUCUAUGUGAUCAGGAAAUCCGGCAUACAGCAGGAAUAAGACCUGAUAAUAAGUACAUAUUCGCUUGUACUCAAAUGUCUCAUGACCAUGUUGGAGGGUGGCAUGCUCUAAAGAAUGUCUCAGACAACAUCAGCCUUUCGUCCAACGUUACGGUGAAUGCCACCAAGAACAGGCACAGAGUGUCUACAAUUUACGCAUCCCUCGACUUGCCUGAUGCUGACUUGGAACUAUUUUACCGGCAUAUGGGACACUCCUCUACAAUCAAUCAAACAAUCUACCAGACCCCACUUGCCAUCCAAGAAAUCACCCGAGUAGGGAGUCAUCUCCAUCAUAUAGAUAUAGGAGGAAUGAGGGCACGCAAAGAAUCUGAAGCGUCUGAUGACGAUGGCUGCUCAAGUGCACCAGCGACCUCAAAGGAUGGCUGCUCUACAGCACGGGUGAACUCUAAACAUGACGACUCAACUCUAACGGUGACCUCUGAGGAUGGCAGCUCAACUAAACCAGCGACCUCAAAGGAUGGCUGCUCUACAGCACGGGUGAACUCUGAGCAUGGCAACUCAACUCUAACAGUGACCUCUGAGGAUGGCAGCUCAACUACACCAGCGACCUCAAAGGAUGGCUGCUCUACUGCAACAUUGACCUCUGGGGAUAGGUCUUCAGCCCGAAGGUACAACCGCUGGUCAAAGCAGGGAAGCAAGCAGUGCAAGCAGUAUUUCUCUGCAGCAAUCAAACAAGGGAAACCAUUACAGGGAGGAAGGCCUGCACCACUUUCCUGCAAAGACAUCAAAUCACCAUGGAAUGGCAGGCGGUAA
Strongylocentrotus purpuratus (purple sea urchin) is the source of this 2870-nucleotide messenger RNA. RefSeq lists its product as uncharacterized. The record is from RefSeq and is a predicted model, not a curated record. The coding region runs from base 150 to 2870 and encodes 906 amino acids. The transcript has 4 exons. Lineage: Eukaryota; Metazoa; Echinodermata; Echinoidea; Camarodonta; Strongylocentrotidae.